AUGCUGAACGCACCUACCACGUGGUCUUCGAUGCUACCCAGCGCUUAUCCUAAACCGCUACGACCGGUCGUUCUACUUACUACCAUGGUCUCUCUUAUAUGGUCACUCGUAUUGGCAGUCAAAUUUGUUGAAGAUCGAACAGACGACUCGGAGACCAAACGGAUGAAAAUAUUUGAUGCCAUAUUGUCAGUCUUCUUUUUCGUCGUUGCUGCGUUGGAAGUAUUUGGAAUUGUAGCUGUUUUAUCACACAAGAUUCUCCUUGCGAGGCUAUACUUUUUUGUGUCCGGAUUGGCAGCUUUUCUGAUAUUUUCAGCCGAAUUGACUCGUUUAAUCGCGCACUUCGUCGUCAAGAGUGAUUUGAUCAAUGAUUGUCGAUCCGCACUGACCGGAGCCAAGGCAGAAACGUUGAAUGGAGCCGUCGCUAGUAUCGAUGCCACCGAAGCUUCGCGAUUAUGUGAAGGUGAUUGGCAAAGGGGGAUCUGGUGGGACCUGGGUUGGCUGGUCUUGACCAGUUGUUUAGCUCUAUUGUUCACUGGAAUAGUCGGUGCAUAUUAUCACCAAUUACUAGAUCCAUCAAGUAGUAGGACAGCCGAUAAUCGUGAAGAGACAGUAGAUCCUCGAUUUAACGGCAGAGUUCAAGAUGGACCUAAUGCCUACCCAAUGGAACCCUAUCAAAAUAUGGCCUAUCAAACACCCCAGCAUCAAGAUGUGCCAUUUGUACCACCACAGUAUACCAUGCCUCCAGAAUACCGACCAGCUCCUGGAUUUCCUGGUGAACAGCAUAAAAAUGACAACAAGGAAGCACUCGAAAGAGUCAGCCUGUCUGAUCCACCCCCGAGAUAA
Messenger RNA from Puccinia triticina, 843 nucleotides. RefSeq lists its product as uncharacterized. NCBI's taxonomy places the organism in Eukaryota, Fungi, Basidiomycota, Pucciniomycetes, Pucciniales, Pucciniaceae. The transcript is spliced from 5 exons. The coding region runs from base 1 to 843 and encodes 280 amino acids. The record is from RefSeq and is a predicted model, not a curated record.